This is a messenger RNA of Apiotrichum porosum, 252 nucleotides long. RefSeq lists its product as uncharacterized. The coding region runs from base 1 to 252 and encodes 83 amino acids. NCBI's taxonomy places the organism in Eukaryota, Fungi, Basidiomycota, Tremellomycetes, Trichosporonales, Trichosporonaceae. The transcript has a single exon. The record is from RefSeq and is a predicted model, not a curated record.
AUGGAUGCCGCUGGGCUUGAUGAAGUGCUACCGGCAUUGCCAGAACCGCUAGGCCCACUACUGCUGGCGCUAGAGCUUGACGAGCCGGUCGAGUCCGGCCCGCUGGCCGAACACGUCUCUGUCGAGUUGUUGCCGGCCUCAGCCCAGCUUGUCGAUGAAAGGCAGGAGGUAACCCCCGAGGAUGCCACAGUGAUGAAUCAGGAGGCGCCACAGUUGUUUCCCGCGGAGUCCGUGGCCCAGUACACGGUUUGA